This is a messenger RNA of Centropristis striata (black sea bass), 4187 nucleotides long. RefSeq names its product SNF-related serine/threonine-protein kinase-like. The record is from RefSeq and is a predicted model, not a curated record. Gene Ontology annotation, cellular component: cytoplasm. Gene Ontology annotation, biological process: protein phosphorylation; microtubule cytoskeleton organization; intracellular signal transduction. Bases 403 to 2790 code for a protein of 795 amino acids. NCBI's taxonomy places the organism in Eukaryota, Metazoa, Chordata, Actinopteri, Perciformes, Serranidae. Gene Ontology annotation, molecular function: ATP binding; tau-protein kinase activity; protein serine/threonine kinase activity. The transcript has 8 exons.
GGGAGGUAGAGUUGACAGUGUGACAGACUUACACUGGGACUCAUUGGAAUAACCGUCGGCCGGGUUUCUGUCUGUCCGUACCGAGUGAUGAACUGAACACCGGAGGGUUCGAGUCCCGGUAAAACCCGCAGCUCACACCGCCCGGCCCGGAGCCCCGCACACUCCCGCAGUUUUUAAAGGGACCAGAUAGGACGGCUUGUGAUUCCUGUGUGAUCACGACAAGAUGGGAUUGAAGUGAGCGGAUCACUGGCAGCGCAGCAAGACAAAGCUUUGUGAAUAUUUUACCAAACUACCGCCGUAAAACCUCGCCUAACUUCAGCCGACUGAGGAGGAGAUGGAGAACUGACCCGGGACCAGCAGGCAACAGAAGGCAGCUUCUUCUUCCCCGUCCCACCAGCACCCAUGGCCGGGCUCAAACGCCAUCACGAUGGCAAGAUCGCCGGGCUGUACGACCUGGACAAGACGCUGGGCCGUGGUCACUUUGCUGUGGUCAAACUGGCCCGACACGUGUUCACUGGGGAAAAGGUUGCAGUGAAGGUGAUAGAUAAGACGAAGCUGGACCCGGUGGCGCGGGGACACCUUUUCCAGGAGGUGCGAUGCAUGAAGAUGGUGCAGCACCCCAACGUGGUGCGCCUCUACGAGGUCAUCGACACCGCCACCAAGCUCUACCUCAUCCUGGAGCUGGGAGACGGAGGAGACAUGUACGACUGCAUCAUGAAGCACGAUGGAGGCCUCACUGAAGAGGUGGCCAAGUGUUACUUCGCCCAAAUUGUCCACGCCAUCUCCUACUGUCACCGGCUGCACGUGGUGCACAGGGACCUGAAGCCGGAGAACGUGGUGUUCUUCGAGAAGCAGGGCGUCGUCAAGCUCACUGACUUCGGCUUCAGCAACCGCUUUCAGCCCGGGAAAACUCUCAACACCUCCUGCGGCUCGCUGGCCUACUCCGCUCCUGAGAUCCUGCUGGGGGACGAGUAUGACGCCCCGGCUGUGGAUAUCUGGAGUCUGGGGGUGAUCCUCUUCAUGCUGGUCUGCGGUCAGCCCCCCUUCCAGGAGACCAACGACAGCGAGACGCUCACUAUGAUCAUGGACUGUAAAUACACGGUGCCUCCACACAUCUCCCAUGCAUGCAGAGACCUUAUAGCCCAUAUGCUUCAGAGGGACCCCAAGAAACGAGCGACCCUGGAGGAGAUCGGGGCCCACGAAUGGCUUCAAGGUGUGGACCCCUCUCCGGCCACUAAGCUGUCCACCCCUCUGGUCUCCUACCGCAGCCUGUCAGAGGAGGAGCACGGCUCCAUCAUCCAGCGCAUGGUGCUGGGGGGCAUCGCAGACCGGGACACCAUCACUGAGGCUCUUGAGUCGAAUCAGUACAACCACAUCACAGCAACAUACUUCCUGCUUGCUGAGAGGAUGCUGAAGGAGAGGCAAGAGAAGGAACAGCACAGCCAGACAAGAUCACCCAGCCCCAGCAAGGCCCAGUUUAGGCAGUCCUGGCCCACCAGAGUGGAUGUUCACCAGGAUGUCAGUGAUGGCUUGGGGGGUCCGACUAUCUCCCACCCUGGGGGGCCACAGUCCCCCGCUCGCAGCGCUGAGAGCCUCCACAAAGGCCCCAGACCCAAAACAGCUCUGCUGGACCUGAGCCAGCGGCAGGAGAACCAGCAGCAGUCUGCACGACAGAACCAGGAACGGGGGCUCAGGCCUCUUCCAAAGCCACACUCCAACCCCCUCAGGCUGGGCUCUUUGACCUCAGUGGGCCCGUGCAAAACCCGUAGUCCCAGUCUUUUUAGCGUGGAGGAGGAUGAGGAAGAAGAAGGGGAUGAAGGCAAAUGUUUACCCCCUUCUUCACUACCCGCUCAGGUGGUGCUACGCUGCAAAGCUUCUCCCUCGUCAUCGAUGUCUUCUUCUGGUAAUCGUCUGACGUCCCGUAUGAGCGCGCCAGUUCUUAACCAGAUCCACGAGGAGGAUAAAGAGGAUGAGGAAGAGGAGGAGAGGAGGGAGCUGCAUGGAUUCGGCCCGCCCAAACCCAGCCUCAGCCUCAAUCUGAACUCUAGAAUACCAUCACCGUCGACGCUCAUAUCAUCCCCGAAAACUGUCGGUGUAAGAGCGCCGGUUGCCGCUUUCACCCCGAGCUCAGAGACGAGUGACGACGAGACAGAAAGCCACCACAAACCAGAUACGGCGACUUUGGGUGGACAAGGGGUGGAGAGAGAAGGGAGGAAAGAGGGUAGAGAGAAAAGGGGGUCAGGGCAGGGCAGUCCCUCCAACUGUGCCAGUCCUGGAUCAGGUUCGGGCCAAGGCAAGGGCACAGCCAAAGCUGCCAGCGGCCUGGUGGAAAGCCUAAAGCUGAUGAGUUUGUGCCUGAGCUCUCAGUUCCACAACCUGACCGGGGGAGGAGGAGGAGGGGGCGGCGGCGGCGGUGGUGGUGGCGGUGGCAGCGGCGGAGUUGUUGCCGGGGAAACGCAGGAACGUCCCAUGUGGAGGAUGUGCAUGGGCGGCUCCACCGGUAGCCUGGAUAAGGUCUCGCUCCUGGGUGGCCCCUCGCCCAGAGGGAACCUGUACCACCACCAGCCCCCGCUAGGAGACGUGCUGGCGGACCCGCUGCUGGAGGGCUCCUGCACAGGCACGCUGAGGCUGGGAGAGCUGGACCUGGCCAGGGAGAACCACAGGAACAUGAAGAACCGCGUGCUGCAGAUGCCUCUGAGCGACAAGACUCUGUCCGUCAACAUCCACCGGAGCCCCAAGGAGGGUCUGCUCUGUACCCCCACCCCACACAGCUGCUGCCAGGUCAUCUAGACAGCCAGCCCCCCAUCAGCUGCUGCACCUCCACACUUAUCUUAACAUUCCUUAUCAUCUUUAGUUUCAGUCGUGUCACCACUAGCUCAUGUUAUUUUUGCAUUUUAUGCCGUUUCCUAUUAUUUAACACUUACGGUGGAUAACUGGGAGAAGUUCCAAAUGCCUACUUUGCACAUUUAGAGACGCAAAAAGUCUCCGUGGAGGAGACUGGGUGCCAUGCCAAGUAUGUGAAGCACUUUCAGCAGAUUAAACAGGACACUAAAGGGACAUUUUAACCCGCUGGUGCGUUUAAAUAAAAGACAUUAAAUAUGGAAACGGAUACAGGAGGUGCUCACAUCCUUGCUCUUACACACUUAUAUAUAUAUACUGUAUGUACACAUUUUGUGCACAUCCACACGCACACCUAUAUCACUCUGAUAAGCUGACGAGUUUUAGUGUCAUGUUACAUAUCGUCUUUUGUUGUACUUGAUGCUGUUUUUUUUAAUAGUUAUUUUUAAAGAUUCUUUUUGAGACAAUCAUUUUAUUGUUUUUUUAUUCUGACUGAAAGAGUUAAGUUAUGCCUGUGUUUUCAUUCAAAUGAGGACAAAGAACAGGGUGAAAAUGGACAGCAGCACUUCAGAAUGAUGGUGAAACACAGUAUUUUGUAGUCUAUCACUGUUUUAUUUUUCUAUCUCGAACAUGCUCUGCAGACUGGGAAAGAAAAGGCACACUCACUUGUCAAGUCUGCGCAGUUCCAUGGCAGAGUUUGUACAUAUGUGAAUAACCUCCUAGCAGUACUCUGUACCUGUAGUAUUGACGGUAAAGUUGUAUUGCAGUAGAAACCUGAAUACUAGAUCCUUAUACACCAUUAUUCGUCACUCCUAUUGGAUAUUCAAGGUUUUGGUUGAACCCAGAGAUCGAAAUGUGUUUGACGGCAGGAAAAAGAACAUUGAAAAUGAAACGUAUUACUCAAGUAAUGGCAGCUCUUUAAAUUCAAAGCGAAUGACUUGGGUGAAACCAAAACCAUGUACAUCCCGUAGCUUUCCAGGAUCACGGUAGCCACUGUUGUAGCGUAUUCCAAGACAAAAACAACAAGGGGGUUUAAAGACAACAUAACAACAGCGCCCCUUCAAGUGUCGGUCUGUGUAACUGGAUGUGUGACCCACCCCUAGUGGAAUAUAUAACUUGACAGUGCAUGUGUUUUUGCUGUAGCAACCUUAUUCUAACCCACUGAGGUCAAUCCACCUGCUGUAUCUACCUAAGUAACAGAUUGAAAUGGUCACUUUACUGUAGCCUCACAGCAAUACCAGCGACUGCAAAAUGUACAACAAAAAUGGAUGUGCCAUAAAAUCUGUCUUGAGCAUAUUGUACUGUAUGUAUAUGAUAGAGAUCUAUUAAAAUAAAAUGAUGUGAUGAAA